ACCGAUAAAAUGUAUGUGUUAUAGCUUUAUCUUGAGUAAUUUUUAACAAAAUAAAUUUGUGGUUUUCUUGCUGAGCCUCUUUACGUUUUCUAGCAAAACGAGACUGAUUUCUUUUAAGUGUUAAGAGUGUUUGAGAUGACGUUUUUUUGUGUGGAAUGAUUCGAAUGCAACCCGUGAUGUUGUUGUGGAGCGUAAUUUGAAACUCGGAGUUCUAGAUAAAUUUAAUGUAGUAGACAUUAGCGUCACAUUAUUUUUUAACCAUAAGUUUAUUCCCGUUGGUAUAUAUAUAUAUAUAUAUAUAUUUUUUUUUUGUCUGUGUGAGAGACGCCAGUCUUUUUGGGGGGGUAUUUGUGAGAUGGCCACUGAACAGGAUGCAGUCGUGGACAAGGAGACAGACCAAAUGGAACAACCAUCCCCCUCAAAAAAGGAUUCUGCAACUGUAUUAAGGAAUCCUCUUGAUUUUCUGAAACUCACACCUUCUCAGUUUGGUAUUACUGUCCAAAGCUUCAGCCCGGUACCAUUAGGACACAAAGAAAAGUCUCGUUUGGCACAACUAAAGGCAAGAAGAAGGUCUAGUAUCGGUGUGAGGGGCUCACCAGAAACAAACUCACUCAUCCGCUUCAUUGCACAACAAAAAAUGAAGAAUUCAUCAAACUGUCAAACUCCCGAGCUUGUCAGAGGUAGCCCCUUCCUUCCUCGGGUAUCAUCCACCCUGAAGCAGAAAAUGGCUUCCUUCCACAGCCUGAUGGGUGUGGAAGAGGGUGAGGUCUCUGAUCUAAUGCCAAGGAAGGGCAACAACACUGGAGGAGGCAUCAAGACAAGAGAUUAUCUGUCUGAUGAAUACAACCAGGAAGAAUGGAAAGAGAACCACCCUCCAGUGUUGUCACCUGCACCGAGCAAGAAGCGUCGUGUGGCUCCCCUCAAAGGCUGUGAAGGGAAGAUUAGAGAAACACACACACACACUCCAGACCUUCGUUUAAAUGGGAGUGAGGAGGGAGAUAUGGAACAAGUGGCAGAGUGCAAUGACACAGUCAACAAAGGGCUACCGCGAUCAAGUGAGACUGAAGAAGAAACCCAACCUGUGCUUCUUUCUACACCCCUCCGUGGUUGCCGUAAACCACCCAUGUCUGUGAAACAUCAUGUCUUUUCAUUCACAAGCAACCAACAGGACAAUGUGUUUGAACCUCAAAGGCACAGCCAAGCACAGCCCAGUGAGCUAAGCUCAGCUUCACCAGAGAAGUCUUUAUCUGCGUUCCAGUUCUCAUUGCUCUCCUCUCAGCUGGAGAUAAAGCCAGCAGAAGAAAACGCCUCCUCUGGGGCAUCUGCAGCGAAGAAGAAAAUGAAGCGGGUGCAUUUUGGUGGUCCUCUUUCUCCUGAGUUCUUUGAUAAGCACCUGCCUCCCAGCACCCCGUUGCAGAAGGGGGGAACACCAGCUCGAUUCCCCACACCAGUUGGGUUCUUAAAGCUGCAUUCUGCGUUGAAAACACCACAGAAGAAUGAAACUUGCGCCCCACAAGCCCAGCCAGUCUUCAGCAGUGUGUUUUGCGCCUCCCCGGUGCUUGCAGGGUUUCACAAACACAGAAUGCUGCCAAUGGCAGAAGAUGGAGUGGAAGAGUUUGAAAAGAUCAUUUUUCCGUCAAUAGAAGAAAGUGAUUCUACAGCCAUGACUGAUACAGAAUUGCUGAAUUAUGCCCAUUUGAAUUUAAAUAGCGCUUUCCAUGACGAGCCUCUUUCUCCAGUCGAAACAACAGAAGUGAAGUCUGAGACAAGUCCAGCCUACCAGUUGAAUGUCCUGAAUGAGCUGCAAUCUUUGUCAGAGGAGAAACAACCUGAAUCCGUCAGUAAUGCUGCAGCUAGAUUGAUGAACCGGGAAAAAAAGGCAGUGGCCAAAUCUGAAUCUGCUAAUGGAUUUCCAGUUGUUCGUAGUCGGAAGAGAAAGCUACCUGAGGAGAGGAAACCUGUGAGGAAGUCAGCACGCUCUGCUGCCAAGCCUUCUGAGACGAUUAAAUUGACCUCUACAGCAUCAAAUCGAUGGAAAAAGGAGGUGAACUACUCUCUUUACGGAUCUCGGGAAAAUGCAUCCAAGAAUCCUAGCCUUAGUCCUAUCACAGAGUUCUUCACGCAUCAUGCUGCAGCAGCAAAGCACACUCCCCCUACCAGCAGGAAAGGUAAAAUAUAUGAAAGUUCAUACCUGAAGAGUGAAUCAGCUAGAAGUGGCCCUAGGACGGCAGUUUCUUAUGGUGACAGUCGAUCAAGAGCUCCAGUGUCCACUAGCAAAAGAGCCACGGAGAAGAACAGGAGCUCACCAAGAUCCAGGAUCACGAGGGGAUUAAAGAAGGUCAAUGUUUCAGUUGAUGACCUACUAUGUGUGGAGCCUCAAAUGCAGACCGCAGAGAACACAAGUGAGAACGAUGAAGAAGAGGUCACUACAAUGACUGCUGUGUCAAUGGAAGCCCCAUCAGAACACAUAGUACCAGAACAAGUGUCAGCUGAUGCUGAAGAACAUUGCACCCAAACAGAUGCUGUCUCACCCAGCACACACACAGAUGCAAAUUCAGAAUGUCAUCUGAUUGUUGAUGGCUCCACCCCAGCCUGCCUGUUAGAAGAAACCACCAUAGUGACGGCAACAGCAGCAGCCACCAGGACAACAACUCCGCAGGCCCUAAACGUGUCAAGAAGCAGGAGGCGCUCUGUGAACCUGGCAGACGAAAAACCUAAACAGGAAGUUGAAACACAGCAGAAAAAACCCAGUGCCUCAAAGUCUGAAAGUCCCAAAGAAGAGGCACAAGUCAACAGUGGGAUGGCUUCCUGGCAGACUUACUUGAAUAUUGAGGAUGUCUUCAAACGUGUUCCCAGCAAGGGGCAGCGCUCAGUGCGCCGCAGCCUAAGGAACCAAAGCAACACAGAUAAUCAAACAGGUCUGGCCUGGGUACUUCGGCUCUCCCCCGAAACCAAACAGUGAAGACCUGGAGUCACAGAUUCUGUUCUACGCUGUCUGAGGACACGUCGCACAUCACUUUGUGAUACUUGUAUAGUUUUUGCCUUCCACUAGAACAUUCUUUGUGGGGUUUUUUUCAAUUGUCUUUGUUAAACUUGUUUUAUGGGAUGAAAGUGCUGAUGGUUUUGUCCUUAACCAAUUAUUUGCAGCGUCUCUCUAUGCAAGCCACUCAAUACACAGAAGCCCAAUCAUUUAUGCUGACCUCCUCCCAAUCAAUAUCCAACCACACAUUCCCUCCGCACACUCCAAAGUCACGAGAUCGAGCCUCAAUGAGUCGAUUUUUUUCUUUUAGUGGAUAGAUGAAGACGGCCUGAGUGCAGUACCAAUCUAUCAGACAAGGUUAGAGGCUACUGGAUUAAUGUAAUAGCUAUGGAGAGAAGGGCUAAAUUGUACUGCAGAAAACAAAUUAGCGCUUGAGUCAUUGGGUCAACUUAGAUUCCUGGUGGAACCUAAGAAGAAAUGAGGAAUAAAAAUUUUAUCUUACCAAACCAACUGUUCCUUUUGCUUUGCAAUGUGUAAUAUGCACCCGGACAGACAUUCAACCAACAACAAUCCACUUCCAUAAAAAUAUGUCUCAGGCCUAUACGCAACUUUGAAGGCCACUGAAUCAUGUAAUUCGAACAGGUAGCCAUCAAACCUGACCUACAGUACAGUAAACUAUCAAAUACUUAACUUCAUAAUUAAUAAAUAAUACUAAAUACACAUUACACUGAAAUGAUACUGUACAGUAUUUAUCCCUGCAUGCACACAUCACAUUAUCUUCAGUGUCACAAUUUUCACUUUAACAUUUGUACUUGCGCAUAGAUGUACAUCUCAAUGAAUUGGAAUAGUGUGGCAAACUGAAUUCAUUUCAGUACAGUGGUUCAAUACAGAAAGGAACCUUGUAUAUGCAUUCACUACACAGUGAAAUUUUGGAAGUUAGUAUAUUUUGUUAGUGACUAAAAUUCACCAUCUCAAGAAAAAGCAAUAUUACAUAAUCCCAAAAAAUUUUAUAUAUAUAUAUAGAGAGAGAGAGAGAGAAAUUGCGUAGGAAUUGGCCUUCUGUAAGCUCAGUGAAUCUAUGAGUUUUACCUUUUUAAUUGAACUACUGAAAUAAAAAUGAUGAAAAAGAUACAAAUGUAUUUACAUGCACCUGUUGCAACUGGUAUGAAUUCCGCUCAUGAACUGUGAUCGAUCACUUUAGGCAAAUGUGAAUGCCGGGAUCUCCAAAUGACCAUUCUGAUCAACUGAAUGGCGUUAAAUGAAAUUAAAUUGAGCGCCUACCACUCCCAGAUUCAAAGCAGCAGUACAAUAGCAUCCCAUUCCACACUAGAGAGUUUUUAGUGUCAGUGGUAACAACUUGAGUUUCACGUUCAGUCCACACAGGACAAUUGGCAUCAAGAAAGAUGUGGGAGUGUGAUGUAUCCAUCACAGUGUAAUUGACUCUCCACUUUUGUUUCAAGCCAGUGUCACAUGGCUGAAGGACACUAAGGUCCCAGUUUUUUGGUUGAAUGCCAAGGCCUUGUCCAUCUGGUAGAUGAAUGAUCCCUCACGCGCCUGCUUGAGCGACGUAGCAAGACUUUAGUGCCAUCGAGUGGUCGUCUUGAUUUACUGCUUGUGCUCCCCUCACGUGAUCAAGCUCUCCUAGCAAAUGAAAGAAGUCGUGAGGAAGUGAUCAUUACAUUUUUUAUGGAUCGGUUUCAUUGAUUUUAUUUUAACAAAAAAAGGGGGGAAAAAAAGUAGAAAUGUGUUUGUUUUUAAAACAUGAUGUGCCCACCUUUAUUGACUUGAGUCCGUUGAUGGUCAAGCUUAGUAUGACUGAAAAGGCUCCUGUAUUGCUAAAGUGUGCAGGCAGAAUAUUGCACCUCUAUAGAAGCUCUGUUUUUGGAUGUGUGAGUGAGGGGUGUGAAGCCAAAGCCGCCGUCCCUGGCAGAAGGGGAUAGUGAAGACAGCUUAGAACAAGAACAAUGGGGUCCUUUGACCAAGACGACGCCCCCAAGACAUGUGGCCUCCUGUCACCGUGGCAACCCCCCAUGGGACAUGGAGAGGGUCUGACAGCUGGAGAGAAGGACUUGCAAAAACUGAGUUGCUUUCUUUCUACUGCUUACCGUCCAUGUGCUCCCAGGCCCAUGUGAUUGUGGGUCAUGACUCUACUGUAGUUUCAUUGCUUUGACGCACUGCCGUAAACUAAACACAGUCGUUGAGACACACGCAACGGCUCAAAGGGCUCGAUAAAUCACCUCUUUAUAUGGGUUAUUAUUCCCAUCUCUAAUGAGAGGUGGCAAAAGUACUCACACUCUGUAUUCAAGAAGAUAGUCCAGAUACUUGUGUACAACGAAAAGUAGCAGUACUGAUAAAAUUUGAAUAAAAGUAGACUAAAGGAGCACAAAAGUUACAAAAAUAUAUAUUAUACACUAUACCCGUUUUGAUAACAUUGCACAAUGGAGAAAAAAAAUAGUUAGCCACUUUUAUUAACUUACAAUGCUCGUAUCAAGGAGAACAAAAAUUGUGUUACAUUUGUUUUUUGAAACCAAAAGCAUGGCACGUGACUUAUUAUCUCACAAGUGUGGGAACACACUUUGCUAAUGUGAACUGAGUAACAAAAAAAUGCUAAGUUGGCUAAUGAUGAUAGCUGGGGGAGAAAAAAUAUACCUAUUUAUAUUUUACGCCUAGACAGAAUUUUGGAAUGUCAGAAGCUUGUGGUUUUUAGGCUCGCACAACACAGCACAUUGGCCGGGAAUCAAUCCAAAAACAUUCUCUUAAAUAAGGGAAUGGAUGGUGAAUACCUUGCUUCUCUGAAUCUGCUGCCAUCAUAGUUAAUGCUCCAUGGUUGACGGUCCACCAUUACACUUCUGUCCAUGUUUUUCCCCAAAUCCCAAGAGCUCAGUCAAUCAUGAGCUCAACCGUUGUGGACUUCACCUACCUCUAUUUACCUCUUUUGUAUGUUGUUUCUUCAUCCACAGAGGUUGGAAAAAGUAAAAAAAAAAAAAAAAAAAAAAAACCUAUUAUGACGAACAAGGAGUAGAAAGCACUGAUAUUAAUUUUCAAUAUUUUUUAGUGAAGUGAGGCCACAUUCAAAUCUUGCUAUCGGGGUAAAAACUGCAUACCCCACCUUUAAAAGGAAAAGUCGUCAAAAACAAAUAAUCAAUUUAACUACAGGUGUCUGAAAAUUCGACUUAAGUCGGCCUCCUGUAAUGAAGUACUGUAUUUGUACUUUGCUACUUCCCACCACUGGCCCUAAUAAAAGCAAGAUUUCACACCCAUGGUACACUUUAUUUGACACCCCAUUUUAAAUAGGUUGCGUGCCGUCUGCUCAGACACAAAGACAUUUAAUCGGUUAUUCACACUUGCAGAUUUACAGACCCCGGUGUUUCAAUAAGUUAAUUAGUAUCUGAAUGGUAUCAAGUUGUCCCACUGCCUCAGUGCUUUCUGUGCGGUUAGUCCUCCAUUAUUGAUGCUUAGAGCAAGAUCCGUAAGCCCGGCACAGCUCUCCUGCAGGGCUGAGACAGCAGUAGGAGGGAAACAAACAAAGGCAAGAUGACAACAAGAGCGUCUAGAAGCUACUCUGUUUGCUUACUGGCCCAGUGUGUCUGCAGCUGUCUGAGGUCUACUGCAAACAGCUGCGUCUGUAUGCCUCAACAAGGUGUGUACUGUGUGCUUAGUGAGGGAAGUCACCCUAUACACAUCACUGUGAGUUGGUACAUCUGAGGGAUUGCAGCCACUGGGCUUCUUAAAGGCUGAUUUAUUGACCAGCAACUCAACUGUGUUAUGUAUACCUGCACAAUCAAAUCAGAUUUUUUUUAAAAAUGGAAAUAUACCGCAGUAUGAUGCGGUGCACUUGUACACCACUGCAAACUAUAACCACAAUAAUAAAAAUGGCUCUGAUUUGUUUAAAACAACCAUCAUAAAUCUUUAUUAAAUGAGGCAACUUUAAAGUAACAUUUUUACAUUGUUAAUUGUUACUGAAGUGUAAAAAUCCAUUCGUGUGUGUGUGUGGGCUCACGACUGUGAUUGGUCAAAUGCAAAUGACACCUUUAAAAUAUAUGCAUGAAAAUGACGAUGGAAAAACGGUAGUGUUAUAUUUUACAAUUUUCGAUAGCAUUUGUCCUCGAUAGGGUCACAGGUGAGCUGGACCCCAUCUCAGCCAACUUUGGGCAAGAGUUGGGGCAUACCCUAGACUGGUCACCAACCAAUCACACUCAUUUCGUUGUAUUUUACCAAUUACUGUAUGUCAACCUAUUGUGGCUGUACAAUACUGAGAAACCUCCAGUAUUUCACGUUAAGUGGGAGAUUAUGCUUGUUUUAAUGACCCUGAAUGAGGCAUUGUCAUUUGCGUUAAGGGAAAUUGUAUAUAUACAUAGAGAAAAAACAAUGUAUUUCAAUGCAAACUGAAUGAGGUUGGAAUUUUGCACAGCAUGGAGGAACCAUUAGCAUUACUGUAUAAAUCCUUAAAAUGUCUUGGCAUGGCAGAGCAAGACACUCUUGAUUUACAGUAUAUGGGAAGUGUGCUCUACUUGUGUGUCAGCUCGCUCACUCAUUAUAUAUACAGUACAUGGGAAUUUAUUAUUGUGUUCGUGGAACAGUAAUGUACUCGUAUAAUCUUUGGUAAAACAACCAGAUUUAUUGCAAAUUCAGUGGAUCCGUCAUCAUGAACUUCUUGUAUAGGGGGCAUACCACAUCUGAAUGUGAUUUCGAAAAUCCUGCACACUCCAGUGUGUUGAGACCCUAGUUGUGGUCAUAAGUGUACAUACACUCAUCAUGGGCAUGAUUCUUAUAUUCAUUUUGUGAUUUUAAUGAUUUAGUUGAACUGCCGCCUUUUUUAGGGUUAAAAACAAGAAUUGGGUGCACGUUUGGAUUCACUUGAGAUUUUCUCUAAUCCACAAAGGAUUAAAAUUACAGACAUACUCAACUUCAUACUGUACACAUACUGCCUUAAUCUGAGAAGUGGUGCUUAAGGUUCUAGAAUGGCAAGGCAAAACCUUAUUAACAGGGGCGGAGCCAGAGAAUAAUCAGUGGUUGGCCGGGGUGAGACCAGUGGUAAUUUUGGGCUGGCACAUAACGCCUAACGUGUAUAAAAUAAGGGAAUAAUGAAGGCACCUAUACACGAUGCUAUACUUAGACACAUGCACACAUAGCCACUAGGUGAUGCUAAAGCACCUGCCCUUUUGCCCUGAACCAUAUUUUUUCUUCAAUAUUUAAAAGAAAAACUAACCUAUUUGUCAUUAAUUUUACAGUAUUUUGAAAUCUAAUGACCAAUAGUUUGAGUCCUUGGGAGAAUUGUACUUUUGCGCCUGCCUUGCCCCCAUUUGAACAGGGGUGUGUUGACUUUUUAUAUCCACUGAAACCUCCCUUCACCACCUUUUUAAUAGUUGUAUGAUUGACUAUUAAUUUUGUUAACAGAAAUAAAUACAUUAAAACAUUUUCUGAAUUGAAUGAA
Molecule: messenger RNA, 8414 nt
Organism: Phyllopteryx taeniolatus (common seadragon)
Lineage: Eukaryota; Metazoa; Chordata; Actinopteri; Syngnathiformes; Syngnathidae
Gene: cdca2
Product: cell division cycle associated 2
Exons: 15
Coding region: 356-2962 (868 amino acids)
Biological process (GO): regulation of mitotic nuclear division; regulation of chromosome segregation
Cellular component (GO): nucleus; chromosome
Source: RefSeq, a predicted model, not a curated record